AUGAAGUUCAUCUUUUUCUUAAUCUAUUCACCUUUUGUUUACUCAGAGUCGCACACCUUCACCACACUUUACAUUGGAAUAAAUGGACAUACGAUUGCAGGAAUCCCAGAGAUUUCUUCUGUAUCUACUCUGGAUGGACGACAGAUUGAUUAUUAUGACAGUGAGAUAAAGAAGCUGAUUCCCAGACAGGACUGGAUGAAGGAGUUUGCAUCUUCAGACAGAUUUAAAGAAUACACUGAGAUCAGAGAACGAGUACAGCAGACCAACAAAAUCGACAUUCAUUUUUUAAUGCAGCAAUUCAAUCACUCGCAUGGUGUUCAUACGUAUCAGAGGAUGUAUGGAUGUGAUUGGGACAAUCAGACUAGAGCUUCAGAAGGGUUUGAUCAGUACAGUUAUGAUGGAGAGGAUUAUGUCACACUAGAUGUGAAGGAACUCCGAUACAUCACACCUGUACAGCAGGGAAUAAUAACAAUGCUCAAGUGGAAUAAUGACAGAGCACAGCUUGAAUUACUCAGACAAUACUACCAACAUGAGUGUGUUCACUGGUUAAAACAUUUCUUGACGUUGAGAAAAGUGGAUGUAGAGAGAAGAGCUCCUGAAGUGUCUCUGUUACAGAAGGAUCCCUCGUCUCCAGUGGUGUGUCAUGCCACAGGUUUCUACCCAGCAGCAGUGACUAUCACCUGGUUAAAAAAUGGACAGGAGCACUAUGAGGAUGUGGAUUUUGGAGAUUUGCUACCAAAUAUGGAUGGGACCUUCCAGAAGACUGUUACCCUCACUGUUUUUCCAGAUGAGUGGAAGAAGAACCAGUAUGUUUGUGUGGUGGAGCACGAGGGAAACACCAUCCAGAAGAUUCUGAGAAAGGACGAGAUCAAGAGUAACAACAAGUCGUGA
This is a messenger RNA of Sinocyclocheilus grahami, 891 nucleotides long. Its product is annotated as major histocompatibility complex class I-related gene protein-like. The coding region runs from base 1 to 891 and encodes 296 amino acids. The record is from RefSeq and is a predicted model, not a curated record. Gene Ontology annotation, cellular component: external side of plasma membrane. The transcript has 5 exons. NCBI's taxonomy places the organism in Eukaryota, Metazoa, Chordata, Actinopteri, Cypriniformes, Cyprinidae. Gene Ontology annotation, biological process: immune response.